This is a messenger RNA of Eimeria mitis, 1833 nucleotides long. RefSeq lists its product as uncharacterized. The record is from RefSeq and is a predicted model, not a curated record. Bases 1 to 1833 code for a protein of 610 amino acids. NCBI's taxonomy places the organism in Eukaryota, Apicomplexa, Conoidasida, Eucoccidiorida, Eimeriidae. The transcript has 4 exons.
AUGAAACAUAUAAAUGUAUACAACAAUAUACACACAUGCAGCAGCAGCAGCAGCAGCAGCAGCAGCAGCAAGUGCAGCAGCAGGAGACGGAGGAACAGCAGCAGGUAUGCAGCAGCAGCAGCAGCAGCAGCAGCAGCAGCAGCAAGUGCAGCAGCAGGAGACGGAGGAACAGCAGCAGGAAUUCGAGCAGCAGCAGGAGCUGCAGCAGCAGCAGCAGCAGCAGCUGCUGCUGCUGCUGCAGCAAAUGCAAGAACACCAACAUUUGCUGCAGCAGCACAAACAGCAGGACGACGAAAUCGAGCAGCAGCAGCAUCGCAGCAGCAGCAGCAGCUGCUGCUGCUGCUGCAGCAGAUGCAAGAACACCAACAUUUGCUGCAGCAGCACAAACAGCAGGACGACGAAAUCGAGCAGCAGCAGCAGCAGCAGCUUCUGCUGCUGCUGCAGCAACAGCAUGAGCAGCAGCAAAGGCAGCAACUGGAGCAGCAGCAGCAGUUGCCCCUGUUACUGCAACAGCAGCAACAGCAGCAGCAGCAGCAGCAGCAGCAGCAGCAGCAGCAGCAAUCUUCAUCACUGCUGCAGGGGCGGCUGCCAAAGCCGCAGCAGCAAAGGCAGCACAGAUACCAUCAACAACUAUCUCAGCAGCAGCAGCAGCAGCAGCAGCAGCAGCAGCUGCAGCAUCACCUGCAGCAGCACCUGCAGCAGCAGCAGCAGCCGCUGCAGCAGCAGCAGCAGCAGCAGCAGCAGCAGCAACUAUUUACAGAUCUGUUGCAUGUAUCUGAAGGGCUCUGCUGCUCUACAACAGCAGCAAGCUGCUGCUUCCCAGGUGCAACACAAAGCAGCAGCAGCAGCAGCAGCAGCAGCAGCAGCAGCAGCAGCAGCAAAUGCUGCAGCUGCAGCAGCAGCUGCUGCAACAGCAUGGCCUCAUUAGCAACGAAUGUUCCCAGUGCAGCAGCAGCAGCAGCAGAAGCAACCUCAGCAGCAGCAGUAACACCAGCAGCAACAGCAGCAGCAGCAGCAGCAGCAGCAACAGCAGCAACAGCAACUCAACAUAACCACCGCAGGAAAUGUAAACUCCACGCACGAAAGCUACUGCAACAACAGCAACAGCAGCAGCAGCAGCAGCAGCAGCAGCAGCAGCAAUCUUCAUCACUGCUGCAGGCGCGGCUGCCAAAGGCGCAGCAGCAAAUGCAGCACAGACAUCAUCAACAACUAUCUCAGCAGCAGCAGCAGCAGCAGCAGCUGCUGCAGCAGCACCUGCAGCAGCAGCAGCAGCCGCUGCAGCAGCAGCAGCAGCAGCAGCAGCAACUAUUUACAGAUCUGUUGCAUGUAUCUGAAGGGCUCUGCUGCUCUACAACAGCAGCAAGCUGCUGCUUCCCAGGUGCAACACAAAGCAGCAGCAGCAGCAGCAGCAGCAGCAGCAGCAGCAGCAAAUGCUGCAGCUGCAGCAGCAGCUGCUGCAACAGCAUGGCCUCCUUAGCAACGAAUGUUCCCAGUGCAGCAGCAGCAGCAGCAGAAGCAACCUCAGCAGCAGCAAUAACACCAGCAGCAACAGCAGCAGCAGCAGCAACAGCAGCAACAGCAGCAACAGCAACUCAACAUAACCACCGCAGGAAAUGUAAACUCCACGCACGAAAGACAAACAAAGCAGCAGCAGAAGCUGCUGCUGCUGCUGCUGUUGCUGCUGCGCUGCAGCAGCAACCACCAGAGCCUUUCAACUGUACAGACACCGUAGCAGCAUAUGCAGCAGCAGCAGCAGCAGCAGCAGCAGAAGCAAAGCAUCCGCCUUCCUACAGCUGUGCUGCUGCUACCCCGUCAGCAGCAGCAAUCAUUUGA